AUGGCGCGCGAGGUGCAGAUGGCGGACGGUGGCGACGACCCCAAGGCGACGCCCGAGGGAGGGGCGGGCGACGGGCGCGAUGCGAAAGGCGAAGGGCAAACCAACGCGCCGCAGACGCCGCAGCAAGUUCUGGCAGAGCUGCAGGCGCAGCGGCCGCUGGUGGAGCGCGCAGUGGUCACGCGCGAGGUGCGCGUGAUGGCGCGCGCCGUGCGUGCCAUGCUGGCGCUGCGCAGGCGGCUGACGGGCGGCGUCGUGCGCGCGUUCGUGCGCGCUAACGUGCACAGCGAGGCGGACGCGCAUUCCACGCUGCUGGCGCUGCUGGCGCAGGUGAGAGCGGCGCGGGGAGUGUUGCGGGGACUGGGUGCAGCGCCCCCCCCCAUGCUGGAUGUGUGCCGCACAUGCAUGCAUGUGCUACACUCGUGCUCUUGUCCCAUGCCCCAUGCACCAUACCACGUGCACCCGCAACUGCCCCCCCUUCCCCCAUCCGUGGUGCAGGCGUGUGAGUGUGCGUGGGCGGCGGUGCGGCGUCUGCAGCAGCUGAACCGGCGCACGUUGGAUGUGUUGGGGGCGCGCAUCUACUUCUACUUCUCCCUCGCUCACGAGCGCACCACCGCCCUCGCCUCCAUCCGCAGCACACUGCUGGCGGCGUUUCAGACGGCCACGCUGCGCCACGACGAGAUCGGGCAGGAGAUGCUGUUGAACCUGCUGCUGCGCAACUACCUGGCGUACAACCUGUACGACCAGGCUGACAAGCUGCGCUCCAAGGCUCUCCGCCCUGACUCCCACUCCAACCAGCAGGUGCCACUCCCACUCCAACCAGCUGGUGCCACUCCCGCUGUCUCUUUUGUUGUGAACUCGCUCGUUGCUGUGAACUCGCUCGUUGCUGUGAACUCGCUCGUUGCUGUGAACUCGCUCGUUGCUGUGAACUCGCUCGUUGCUGUGAACUCGCUCGUUGCUGUGAACUCGCUCGUUGCUGUGAACUCGCUCGUUGCUGUGAACUCGCUCGUUGCUGUGAACUCGCUCGUUGCUGUGAACUCGCUCGUUGCUGUGAACUCGCUCGUUGCUGUGAACUCGCUCGUUGCUGUGAACUCGCUCGUUGCUGUGAACUCGCUCGUUGCUGUGAACUCGCUCGUUGCUGUGAACUCGCUCGUUGCUGUGAACUCGCUCGUUGCUGUGAACUCGCUCGUUGCUGUGAACUCGCUCGUUGCUGUGAACUCGCUCGUUGCUGUGAACUCGCUCGUUGCUGCUCUCCACUGCCUCACCUCUUCUCCCUGCUCCCCCCUUGCUCUCCCCCAUGCUCACUUCCCUGCUCUCCUCCCUGCUCCUCGUCGUACUCGUCUCUACAUGCCAUCCUCGCUCACCACCCCACACCCCCCUGCGAGCGGAGUGCAGUUGUGCAGGCAGCUGUACUACGCGGGGCGCAUAGCGGCGGUGCAGCUGGAGUACAGCGCGGCCAAGGAGUGUCUGCAGCAGGCGGCGCGCAAGGCACCGGCGGCGGCGCUGGGGUUCCGCACGGAGUGCACGCGGUGGCACGUGCUGGUGCGGCUGCUGCUGGGGGAGAUCCCCGAGCGCCACCUCUUUGUGGCGCCCGGCAUGCGCUCCUCAUUGCUGCCCUUCUUCCAACUCACCAAUGUGAGGCCCUUCUUCCAACUCACCAAUGUGAGGCCCUUCUUCCAACUCACCAAUGUGAGGCCCUUCUUCCAACUCACCAAUGUGAGGCCCUUCUUCCAACUCACCAAUGUGAGGCCCUUCUUCCAACUCACCAAUGUGAGGCCCUUCUUCCAACUCACCAAUGUGAGGCCCUUCUUCCAACUCACCAAUGUGAGGCCCUUCUUCCAACUCACCAAUGUGAGGCCCUUCUUCCAACUCACCAAUGUGAGGCCCUUCUUCCAACUCACCAAUGUGAGGCCCUUCUUCCAACUCACCAAUGUGAGGCCCUUCUUCCAACUCACCAAUGUGAGGCCCUUCUUCCAACUCACCAAUGCGGUGCGGGUGGGCGACCUGCAGCUGUUCCACUUGGCGGCCACGCAGCACGCGGCGGUGUUUGCAGCGGGGCACAUGCAGAAGCUCAUUGUGCGCCUGCGCCACAACGUCAUCCGCACGGCGCUGCGCCGCAUCUCCCUGGCGUACUCGCGCAUCUCCCUCGCUGACAUCGCCCUCAAGCUCCACCUCCCCCCGCCCACCGCCGUUGCUGACGUCGAGUGCAUCGUGGCUAAGGCGAUUCGGGACGGGGGCAUAGAGGCGGUGAUUGAUCGGCGGCAGGGGUGCAUGGUGAGCAAGGAGGGAGGCGACAUGUACACCACGCUCGACCCGCAGGCCGCCUUCCACACACGCAUUGCCUACUGCCUCAACCUGCACAAUGAAGCAGUCAAGGCCAUGCAAUUUCCUCCCAACACUCGUAAGGGCGAGGUGGAUGCAGAGGAGAAGAGGAGAGAGAGGCAGCUGGCGGAGCAAGAGUUGGCGCAGCACAUUGCCGAGGAGGGAGACGACGACUUCUGA
Closterium sp. Yama58-4 is the source of this 2499-nucleotide messenger RNA. The record is from the annotation of a GenBank genome assembly. Lineage: Eukaryota; Viridiplantae; Streptophyta; Zygnematophyceae; Desmidiales; Closteriaceae.